AUGAACCAUCUGGGACUUAAGAUAACGGACCCGGCGUUCGAUUUGACAAACUUUCCCGAAGUGCCUUCUGAAGAGCGCCUGUUAGAAGAGGAAAGCAUUACAGACAUUCAACUCGAAGUCGACAAGAAGUCCAGACACACCCUAGAUCUUGAAGAAGAAACUGAGGAGGCCAUGGAGGAAUCACCUGAAUCUGAUGAGCCCGAUCUCAAGUCUAAGGGCAGUAUGGCGUACAAGUUUAGUGGCCCGACUCGAAGCCUCCCGAACCUUGGCAUGACGACCCGAUCCAAAUCCCGUUCUAGUCGAGCAGCCUCGUCGCAAGCAGACGCUCUGGAGGCUGAUAGCUCCAGCCCCCCGGAGACGGACCUCGAGCAGCCUGAGAGCGCUGACGGCCUAGCCGGUGACCCGAUGGAGCUGGAGGACGUCCCGGAUCAGUCCAUUUCCUCAGGAAGUGUCCGCCGACAACAGCCCAGUAGGGCUGGUUCCAAGAGGCACAGGACAAGUCCCGCAGAUCGGGAGCCUCGUCAGCACUCCCAGGACAUUUCUAAUACCGCUGGAAGCACGGACAGCAAACGUGCUCGAGGUAACCCAGAGGUUGAAGAUCACACGUCCAAGCGCAGAAUUGAACGUCGGCGGGGGCGCGGCGGACGUUGA
Molecule: messenger RNA, 651 nt
Organism: Coniophora puteana RWD-64-598 SS2
Lineage: Eukaryota; Fungi; Basidiomycota; Agaricomycetes; Boletales; Coniophoraceae
Exons: 2
Coding region: 1-651 (216 amino acids)
Source: RefSeq, a predicted model, not a curated record